Molecule: messenger RNA, 2581 nt
Organism: Owenia fusiformis
Lineage: Eukaryota; Metazoa; Annelida; Polychaeta; Sabellida; Oweniidae
Source: the annotation of a GenBank genome assembly
UAUCAAUUGUAACCAGCCAGUUGAUGAUGCUUGUGAAUGUGAUUAAAACAAUGUAGGUGAGGAUCUGGAAUACUUGGCCUUGUCGGAGCCUUGUCAUAUUCAAAUAUAUCGUUUGUAAAAGCGUCUGGAACACAACACAUUUUGAGAUAAGACAUUUACCCAUAUCAUCCAGUUGGAGGACGGAUUCUUCAAUUACGAUUUCUAGAGCACUAACCAAGGAUGGCAAACCAAAGAGUUGUGGUCGUUGUUGUUACCAUAGUGGUGACGAUUGUCAUUGUAGUUAGUUUCAUCAUCGGAUUUGUCUCAGUUCAAAAUCCAACAACCAAAAGUGGAACGUUCCUUGAUGGCGUAUCAGAUAAAAUUAUCAAAGAUGGAGAUGAAGGGAUAACACAAAGGUUGAUCAAGGAGAUAAGCGCUAACAGCAUUAAAGGAUAUCUUAAAAACCUCACAUCAAAACCACAUCUUGCUGGGACGCCGGCGGAUCUGACGCAAGCGACGCAGAUCAAGGAAGAAUGGGAAAGCUACGGCCUAAGUCCGGUGGUACUCAACCCCUAUCGUGUCAUGCUAUCAUACCCGGACAGAGAAAGUCCAAAUCUUAUCCAGCUGAUCAACGACAAAGAUGAGAUCGUAUUCUCUUCACAGGCUAUUGAGAAGCCAUUGAGACCCGAGCAUAAUUAUUCUGACGUCGCGCCGCCUUUUAAUGCAUAUUCAGCUUCCGGAACACCACAAGGUGACCUGGUUUAUAUCAACUAUGGCCGACAAGAGGAUUUUGCUUGGAUUACGCAGACAAAGGGAUUUAAUCUUACUGGAAAAAUUUGCAUUGCACGUUAUGGUAAAAUAUACAGAGGGUCAAAGGCUUUGUUGGCUGAAAACUAUGGUUGCGCCGGUCUGAUCAUCUACAGCGACCCAGCUGACUACGCAAAAAAUGGAGAAGAUAACGUGUACCCGAAUUCUGAAUGGCUGCCCGGUACAGGGGUUCAGAGAGGAUCGUGCUCUAAAUGUAACUGUGGGGAUCCCACAACCCCAGGGUACCCUUCAAUAGAUGGUUGCUAUAGAGUACCAGAUGAUAAACUGGACGUGUUCAAAAUACCUAUACAACCAAUUGGCUACGACGAUGCCCUUGAAUUUCUUGGUAAAAUGGCAGGCGAAGAGGUACCAGAAGGCUGGAAGGGAACACUAAACAUAACAUAUAGAUUGGGUCCAGGUCUUUCCCAAGUGAACUGGAGCACACGCAUGAGGAUCUCAACAAGAAAUAAGAUGGCGACGACAUACAAUGUAAUAGGCUAUAUAUCUGGAGAAAUUGAACCAGAUAGGUAUGUUAUACUGGGUAACCAUAGAGAUGCAUGGGUCUUUGGCUCAGUGGAUCCAUCUAGUGGUAAAGCUUGUUUGAUGGAAGUCGCAAGAGUCUUUGGUAAACUAUAUAAAGAAGGAUGGAGGCCGAGGAGAACAAUUAUCUUUAUCAGUUGGGGCGCAGAGGAAUACGGUUUAGUUGGCUCCAGAGAGUUUGUUGAGCAAUUUGGCAAGAACUUGCAAGAUCGUGUUGUGGCAUACUUAAACAUGGAUUCUUCUGUACAAGGCCAGUAUGCCAUGUUCUCUCGAUCCGUGCCUCUCAUGUACAAAGUCCUCUACGAGACAACUAAGAAAAUUCCCAAUCCCAACCCCGAUGAAAUCAAAGCUGGUAGAAAAUCCGUGUAUGAUACUUGGGUAGAAAGGCGACCUAGAGUUGGGAGAAAUGGAAAAACUUUUCCACACAUUACAAGACCUGCCUCUGGAAGUGACUUUGCACCGUUCACAUAUAGUAUCGGGGUACCCAUUACUGGUAUGAGAUAUAUGAAACAGACAGGCGGUUAUGCUUUGUAUCACAGUGCCUAUGAAACCAUGCAUCUCAUGGAAACGUUCUUGGAUCCCGAAUUCAAGUACCACGAAGCAAUGGCAUGUGUUUGGGGUGAACUAGCACGGGCCUUAUCUGAUAGCUAUGUCUUACCGAUAGAGGUCUCUGAUUACGCCCAUGAAAUAUCCGUUUAUGUUCAACAACUGGAGGAUGCUUUUGGCGCAAAUUUUACAAGAAAAAAUAUAACGCUAGAUUAUAACUUUGAUGAGACAGUGACCAAAAUAAAUAAAAAUAAUCCAUUACAUGUACGACGGGUGAAUGAUCAAAUGGUGAAGAUGGAAAGACAUUUCAUAGACCCAAUGGGCCUUCCAAACAGACCACUGUAUAGACAUGUGAUAUUUUCCCCAAAUGAAUUCAACGCUUAUUCGUCGGGGUCGGGAUUCCCGGGCAUAUCUGAUGAGAUGUUUCAGAUUGAAUUGGAAGAAACGCCUGAGCGAUUGGAGGUUGUUAAGCGCCACCUAUCAGUGAUAUCCUUUCUCAUAAGCAGCGCAGCUUCAUCAUUAGAGGAUGUUAGUGACUUUGUCAAGUGACGAGAUCGCACUUUUCGUAACAUUCUCUGUGUUAUAAGUAAUUAAAGGACAAUACCGAACUGACAUUGAAAUGUCUGAGAUUAUAUAUCAGUGAGAUUACGAACAUUUAAAGGCCAUAAUAUAAACACGUCAUUUUGAACGAACAUUUUAUAAAAAGAUG